AUUCCCCAGAUCACGGGCCCAGUGGAUUCUAGCAGCCAUUUGGGGUCACUCUUUUAGUACACCCUGCAGUGAAAUGUUCUGUUUGGUCAGGCUGGGAGGGACAUAGUCUUCAGAAUAUUGUGAAACGGGGAUUGACUUGCAGUGUUGAUGCUAUUGCCACCUGCUACCAAGGUUCAUGUUUUGGAGUUUGGGUAUCCAGGAAGAGCAAUAGCUCAGAGCUAAUGCACUUGUUUUGUGUACAGAAUUUCUGGGUUCAGUUCCUUUCAUCUUCGAGUAGAGUAGAAUCCUGGGAAAGCAGCUGAAGCAGCUGCCAGUCCGUGCCAACAGUGGCUUGAUGGACCAAGAGCCUGAUUCACAAUUUUAGCUCCUGAUGUUCCUGUGGACUGAAUAAAUAUCAAUAUUCUUUGACUGUGCGGUUGAAUGUAGUUCUGCUGUACAGAUGGUGUUGACCUAUGACUGGGGAGACCUAGGUUCAAAUCCGCACUCACCUAUGAACCUCACUGAGUGAGUUUGGGCCUGAGAAUGUGUCUCAACGCAACCCAACUCACAGGGCUGUUGGGAGCAUAACAACAUAGAAUUGUAGAGUUGGAAGGGGCCAUGAAGGGCAUCGGGUCCAACCGCCUGCUGUUGCAGGACACCAAGUCACACCAUCCCACUCAGAUGACUGCCCAGUUUCUUCCUGAAUGUCUCCAGUGUGGGAGACCAGACCAUGUACAAUGUACAUACUGUGAACUCUCUGGAGCGACAGUAGGAUAGAAAUAUAACCAGAAUGCAAUCUGUCUCCUGUAUAAUGGAGCCUGAAGGCCAUUUGGCUGAUGGAUUCCAUUUUUUAAUCUCCAGAAUGCCCAUGUUGUGCUGAUGUAGCCUUGUCCUUGGACUUUGGGGCAAAAAAAGAAAAGAGGCAGCCACUGGCUGAAUGGAGCUAACAGGAAUACCAGUGGGUAUUGCCCCUAAAAAGAUGAAGAGAGAAGGCAGAUUUUGCCCCUCUUUUACCUCUGACCCCUUUCACUUGGCUGCAAACUUCUCAUUUGGGGACUUAAAUCUAGUCACAUCAAUGGACACAUAUAUUUAGUAUUUAUGAACUUGGCUGCCCCAUAAACAAGGUUUUCUUGUUUAUGUAUGGGCAGCAUACACAAACCAGUUAAAAAUAUGAGAUAAGCCGUAUGACUACAACAACCAUACAGAACACAUGAUAUACAUCACACUUGUGGUAGAUCAGUGAAGUCUGCACAGAAAAGUGUCACAAUGUUCAAAGGAAUCCCAAAGUCUCAAAAGGGCACUAAAGGAUUAGGAUUGACUAAGAAGCAGAAAUACUUGUUCAGAAUGCGUGACCAUUUUGGUACGAAGUCUGAGCCGAACCAGCAUUUCAUAUGGGUGAGCUCUGCGUUGCCACCACAAAUUGCACAUCUGUAUUUGUUUGUUUAUGUAUCCAAGUCUUUUGGAGAGGACACCACCAGCCAGCCGUGUGUCAUGCCUGAACUAACUAGGCAAUCUGAUGAAAGGAGUGCUUAAAUACCUUGAGCAAUGCUUGAGCCAGUAAUUCGAGCAGCUGGUCAAAGGCAGAAUAGAAGAAGUAUUUUAAUUAAAGGAGAGGGUUGAGAGCUUCAGUUCCUCUACCUGGCUGCUUUGCGGUUUACUUGUCCAUCAUAUUUGCUGUGAUGACAGUGGAUUUGCCUACUAUAAACAUGGCAGGACAUCAUGGCCACGAGUACAGAUGUGGCGGCAUUGGAGGAGAGCUUCCGGAAGUUUGCCAUCUAUGGGGAUACCAAAGCCACAGGGCAAGAAAUGAAUGGCAAGAACUGGUCCAAGCUGUGCAAGGAUUGCAAAGUCAUUGAUGGCAAAGGAGUCACCAGCACAGACGUGGACAUUGUCUUCAGCAAGGUGAAAGGGAAAACGGCCAGAGUCAUCAACUACACAGAGUUCAAGAAGGCCCUGGAGGAGCUGGCCCCAAAGAGAUUUAAGGACAAAAGCAAAGAGGAAGCGUUUGAAUCCAUCUGCGAGCUGGUGGCAGGCAAAGAGCCAGCCAACGUGGGCGUCACUAAAGCCAAGUCUGUGGGUGCGGUGGAGAGGCUCACCGACACAUCCAAGUACACGGGCUCCCACAAGGAGCGCUUUGAUGAGAGCGGGAAAGGCAAAGGCAAGAGCGGGCGGGAGAACAUCGUGGACACCAGCGGCUAUGUGGCGGCCUACAAGAACGCGGGCACCUACGAUGCCAAAGUGAAGAAAUAGGAGCAGCCAUCCACCCCUGCACUCGUCUGGAGGGGGAGCCAUCCUGAUGACAUGCCUCCCACUUGGGGGUUCAGCUUUUGACAGGCCUGCUCCCCAAGUGUCAGAGUUACAGCUGGAAGGGGUGCCUAUCCCCGGGUGGCUGAGGUGUUCCACAAACCCAGAUGAUGCCCCCCUGCGAAACCUACGAAGUAGAUCUCCAGAUAUCUGGGACUCCGGCUCCAAGAAGCCUCUUUCUUCCAGCAUGAUCAGAGAUCAGGAAUGCUGGGAGUUGAAGUCCAAAACCUGUCUGGAGGACUGCUUCCUACUCUGUACCUCCUUUUCCCCCUUCUCAAACUGCACGCUUGACCCCCCCUCUUCCACAGCUGCCCUCUGUUCCCAAAGUCUCACUUACUGUACACUGCUCUGCUCACUAAUGCUAAUUGCGGAAGCACUCUGUCCCCCGUUUGUUCUGAACGUCUGCCUGUCGUGCUGCUGUUAAAGGUGCCAAGUUUCUGUUGGGGAAACGGGAUGGCAACCUAAUCCACUGUUCCCAGGCUUCUGCGGGUAUCAUGCAGCCCCCAUUCACUUGCCACUUGUUGGGGUUCCCAUCCAUUGCUAUGGCACGCUUCCCUGAACGGGAGUCCUCCUGAUGUGUUGGGAUACAACCCCCACGUGGGCCACACUGGCUAGGGAUGGUAGACAUUGUAGUUCAACACAUCUGGAGAGCCCCAGGUUGGGCACGUCUGCCCGAUGGCACUGUUCACUGCUUCUGAGCUGUAUAAGAAAAGCAGAAUAUUAAAUAAAGUAUUACUUAAAAUAA
Messenger RNA from Varanus komodoensis (Komodo dragon), 3028 nucleotides. RefSeq names its product tubulin polymerization promoting protein family member 3 (gene TPPP3). Gene Ontology annotation, molecular function: tubulin binding. The record is from RefSeq and is a predicted model, not a curated record. Bases 1699 to 2229 code for a protein of 176 amino acids. The transcript has 4 exons. Gene Ontology annotation, biological process: microtubule bundle formation; microtubule polymerization; positive regulation of protein polymerization. NCBI's taxonomy places the organism in Eukaryota, Metazoa, Chordata, Lepidosauria, Squamata, Varanidae. Gene Ontology annotation, cellular component: microtubule.